AUGUCAACGGUUCGGUCCGCGAGUGUCAUGGCGCUGCUGGGGACUCUGGCUGCUAAAUGUUGUCGGUCGUUACUUUCUAAACCCUGCAAGGGGCUGUUCUGUGGAGUUUUACGACCAAGCUGGAUUCAGGGCCGCAUUGGAGCUAAGAGGCAUUUGUUGUCAGAAGAUGUUAUCAAACUGGAAGAUUUCCAGCAAAGAAAGUUAGCUGUGGCUCACCUUGUUACAGGAUCAGAUGGCAAUUAUAUUGAGCUGUUCAGAAAGAAGAUGCAACAAAAUAAGCUGAUUCUGCGAGAUGACCUAAAGUUGCUUCUCCACCUGUGUCAAAAGCCAGACGAUAUGCUAGUAGCCCGAGAAGCCAUCUAUAGGUAUCAUGCGGAGAACCGGAACUUUUUGUAUGGAGACUUCAGGUUUGGCCCACUUUUCAUGAGGCUUUGCUAUGAACUUGGCAUGGAGGAAAUGGCUGCUGCAACUUUAACUGAUAAGAAUAUGAAAGGCUUUUUUAUUGAUUCAACCUCUUUUAACAUCGCCAUCAACAUGUUGUUUGUUAAAGGCUCAUAUGAAAGCGCUAUGGACGUCUUUAGAACGAUGAGGAGCCAAGGAGUACCAUUCAACAAAGACACACUCACACUAGCGAUUGCUACCUGCUAUAAACUGAACACAGCAGAAUGUUACAAAAUCAGUAUGUCACUAAUAGAAGAACAACAGACCAGAGGCCAAGUCGUCACUCGCCAUGCAUAUUGCUUUGCUAUUGCAUUAGCACUCAGACAGAAUGACCUAGAAAAGGCACACACUUUGUAUACACAAAUUAUGAGCACUGACUCCAAAUUGUGCCAAAACUUUAACGUUUUGAUACUUACCAUGUCAGGAGAUGUUUUAGAGGCUGUUUCUGUGCUGUCGGCAGCGAUGUCACCCAGUUUGUCAUUUCUUGUGAAAAAGCCAGAGUUUUCCCAGGAAGUGGUCGAUUUGCUCCUUUUGAGGAGUGAAGGCAGACCUUUCAAGAUGAAAGUGGAGCAGGUGGUGACUCAGCUCCAACAGGCCGGUCAGGUGACCCAGGAGACACUCGACGACAUGCUGUGCCGUGUCCCGACAGGGAAGAGGAAACCGAUUGUGAUGAACGUGAUGAGGAGGACCAGCCGAAGGACUCUGAGGUCAUUGCAGUCCAAUCUGUUGUCAGAGUGAAGCCAGAGGCGAACACCUAAAAUCAACUCUCUCACUGGUGAUGAACUCUAAUGUGAAAUUUCUGGGGAUGUUAUUACACCCUAUUAAUAUGGGCUCUGUUACCAGCAGAAUUAUGAAAGCCAGUGCUGUUUACCUCAUACAGACAGAAAAAUGCUAAAUUUGAUAAAUAAGACUGAAGCAGUACUUAUUUUCAUUACUAUUAUUAUUUUAUUUUAAACAUUGAAGAAUUUUUUCAAAAUUUACCAACACAAAUCUCGUCAGGAUCCCAUGAUCUUGGGAUCAAGAUCGUUUCUGUCUUUGUUCCCAGGUCAGACAUGAUCUUAUUAUCAACAAAAACUAGAAUAACUAUGGCUAUUUGAAGCCCCUGUGUACCUUUAAGAAAAGGACAGUGUUUAAAUCAAAACUAUCAUACUUCCUGGAGUCAGAUCAAGUGUAAUCUGUAGAUACAUUGCACAUCCCUAUUACCUUUAAUUAUCUAUUUCUGAGAGAAAUGUAUGCUCUUUGGCUCCAUGUCUCAUUUGCUGAAACGUCUGUAAGAAGACAGUAUUUGUAUUAUUCUUCCAAGAAUCCUGUGUUAACAUUGAGCGAUUUGAGGGGGUUGUUUUUUGUAUAUUCGGUAUAGAUGUCUGAGUGAUUAAAGGUGAGCAAAUAUUUAACAAUAAAAUAGAUUUGAAAUGAACAUAAUUAAGAAAUUAAGAUUUUCUUUGGUGUCAUUGUGUGCUGAGUGUAAAAUCAUAUGCAGAGGAUUAAACUGAUAAGAUUGCAAAAUAUUACCAAUAAAUAUCUUCAGCCUGGA
Molecule: messenger RNA, 1975 nt
Organism: Poeciliopsis prolifica (blackstripe livebearer)
Lineage: Eukaryota; Metazoa; Chordata; Actinopteri; Cyprinodontiformes; Poeciliidae
Gene: ptcd2
Product: pentatricopeptide repeat domain 2
Exons: 10
Coding region: 1-1179 (392 amino acids)
Biological process (GO): multicellular organism development; mitochondrion organization; regulation of mRNA processing
Cellular component (GO): mitochondrion
Molecular function (GO): RNA binding; protein binding
Source: RefSeq, a predicted model, not a curated record